Bipolaris sorokiniana ND90Pr is the source of this 1129-nucleotide messenger RNA. RefSeq lists its product as uncharacterized. The record is from RefSeq and is a predicted model, not a curated record. The transcript has 2 exons. Gene Ontology annotation, molecular function: S-(hydroxymethyl)glutathione synthase activity; zinc ion binding. NCBI's taxonomy places the organism in Eukaryota, Fungi, Ascomycota, Dothideomycetes, Pleosporales, Pleosporaceae. Gene Ontology annotation, biological process: formaldehyde catabolic process. The coding region runs from base 305 to 877 and encodes 190 amino acids.
GUGCGGUUCGUGCAAUGAAGCGGGGAAGGUCCGAGUGACCUAAAGUGGAAACCUUAUGCGGUUCCGCAUACAAACAGUCCACAAUAAAGUCAAGAAGCCAGACAAUUGCGCCAUUCGCAUCGUAAUUCAGUUCGAAAAUGGCCUGAUAGUCCGAUGAGGGGCGUACCGUGCAGUGCAGAUGUCGGGAAAAAUGGAGAAGGCUGCUAUAUAGUUCCGGGAGAGGGUACGUCUUAUCUUGUUUUUUUUUCUUUGCAGAACCGUUUCUUUUUCUUUUAACUUGCUUAAAGAAUAAGAUUAAAUCAAGAUGCCUAGUAUCCACCCAGCGAUAGACAACGGCAUCAAAAAGGGCAACCCCAACUUCCCUGGCGGCAAACUCUACUGCCACUGCCCUUCUGACAAAGUCGAAGUCACGCUCUCGAGCAAUGUCGCACACAACCACGCAUGCGGAUGCUCGAAAUGCUGGAAGCCGCGCGGCGCUCUCUUCUCCGUCGUCGGCGUGAUCCCUAAAGAAAACGUGUCUGUUACUGCCAACGGCCACAAACUACACAUUAUCGAUGAAUCAGCAGCCAUCCAGCGCAAUGCGUGCAAGGGGUGCGGCGUCCACCUCUUCGGCCGCAUUGUAGUCGACCAUCCGUUCAAGGGCCUCGACUUUGUGCACACAGAGCUGAGCAACACGAGCGGCUGGCAGGAACCGCAGUUUGCGGCGUUUGUAAGCAGUAUCAUUGAGCAAGGCUUCAAUCCAGCGCAGAUGGAUGCUGUGAGGGAGAAGUUUAGGAGCGUGGGGUUGCAGUCGUACGAUGUGCUUAGUCCGCAGUUGAUGGACCUCAUUGCUACGUAUACGGCGCAGAAGAAUGGGAAGUUGCCGGCCAAGUUGUAGAGGAUAGGUUGGUGUUGUGAUGAAGGGCGUUUUGGGGUGUAUGUACGUACGUGGGGACUGUGUAUUUAUGUUAGUAGAGAGGGCGUCAUGGUAUAGAGCUUAGAGGUUGGCUCUUUGAGGACUAGGAUACACGAAGAUGAAGAAUUGUCGAUAACAGUGCGACAUGCGCGCUUUUAUAUAUGAUGCUACUGAGCACCGUGAUCGCGCGCUAAACUCUUCUUUUCGGGACGAAAUGCGAGUUUUGUGUAGUGC